AUGACCGACAGAAAGGGCGCCAUGGCAGAGUUCGAAGAAGCCCUCGAGGAGAUCCAGCAACGUGUCCUGGUGUCACAUCGCGAGUGGCCACGGAUGGAUUUCGACGCAUUCAUGGAACUUGUCCAGGUUCCCAGUGAGACCCACAGACACGGCGCAGGCGUGAAACGAUACAUGAGUCGUCAACCGGCUUGGAUGCCUGGAAGUGAGCUGCCAUGGGACGCAGUACUCCAGAAUUGGAAGGGCCCACGACCACGGCACAGUGGACCAGGCGUUUUCGGAGGCUGCGUCUAUGCGCAAGCGCCCUUGGCUGCCGCGAGAGCCGUCGAGGAAGAGGAAAGGCAACAGACUGCUGCCACAGGUGUCGUCAAGCCUGUGCCCGGUAUUCACUCAAUACAAGGCAUCUUCACGACCCCGGGGCUGCCCGAUCGCCCGUUCGUAUUCGACGUCACUGAUAUAAUCUCUGGCCGCUCGUUCUUCGGCCGCCAAGUCACUGUUCGCCAGCCCAAACAACCGUCCUCACAUCCGGCUGGCCCUUUCCCCGGCUCGGAUGCCAAACUCCCUCUCCAUGAUGUUUGCUUCAGCUGUAUCACUACUUUCAAGCGGCCAGUUGAGGGAGUGGACGACGUUCAAUCCCCCAUAUCCGCCCAGAAACGGUAUGCUGAUAUACUGUCUCAGAGAGCCCCAGCCCAAUGGGAACCUGCGCCACAAUCCGAUAUUGAGGCCAUCACCUCUCUCUUCAAAGGGUUCAAAGGACAUGGGGGCUUUCCGCUGCUGGACAUGUACAAGGUCGACAUGUCCGAAUACAACAGCGAUAAGGAGGUCCCAGACCGUGUCCAGUUAAUGUUAUAUCGACCCAUGAAGCCCGUUCCCAAAGACGAUGUCAACGGGCACAUUGUAUGCCAUGCUUUUGCGGCCGACAGGAACGGUCUAGUCAUGCUUGCUAAUCACAUGGGAUACGGAUUCAGCAUGGGCCUGGCGGCCAGUCUCAGCUAUUCGUUUUAUAUCCACACCAACCCCGGUGAAGCGGUCAUGGAUGGUGAGGAAUGGUGGAUUCAGGAAAUCAGCUGGCCUCGAGUCAGUGCAAAUAGAUGUAUGAUGGAAAGCAAAACUUGGAGUCCUGAGGGAAAGCACAUUGCCAGUGCCUACCAAGACGGCAUACUCGCACCAGCAAGGGAGCCGGCGAAGGUGAAAGAACCCAAGCUGUAG
Metarhizium album ARSEF 1941 is the source of this 1206-nucleotide messenger RNA. RefSeq lists its product as uncharacterized. Gene Ontology annotation, biological process: acyl-CoA metabolic process; fatty acid catabolic process. Lineage: Eukaryota; Fungi; Ascomycota; Sordariomycetes; Hypocreales; Clavicipitaceae. Gene Ontology annotation, molecular function: fatty acyl-CoA hydrolase activity. The transcript is spliced from 2 exons. The record is from RefSeq and is a predicted model, not a curated record. Bases 1 to 1206 code for a protein of 401 amino acids. Gene Ontology annotation, cellular component: peroxisomal matrix.